Molecule: messenger RNA, 713 nt
Organism: Spea bombifrons (plains spadefoot toad)
Lineage: Eukaryota; Metazoa; Chordata; Amphibia; Anura; Pelobatidae
Product: progonadoliberin-2
Exons: 4
Coding region: 79-336 (85 amino acids)
Biological process (GO): multicellular organism development
Cellular component (GO): extracellular region
Molecular function (GO): hormone activity
Source: RefSeq, a predicted model, not a curated record
AGAGGAGUCUGGAGCAGCUGAACAGACGUCUGUAAGUUGUAGAAAUCGUCUCCUGAGCGCCGAGAGACUUCGUGAUCCAUGGCUUGUCAACGUCACCUCGUACUCCUGUUAGUGGUCCUGUUAGCAGUCAGCACGCAGCUCUCAAAUGCCCAGCACUGGUCCCACGGAUGGUACCCGGGAGGCAAAAGGGAGCUGAGCGUGCCCUCAUCCCCAGAGGUCUCAGAAGAAAUCAAGCUAUGUGAAGGGGAAGAGUGCGCCUACCUGAGAAACCCAAGGAAAAGCAUGUUAAAGAACAUCCUGGCUGAACUUUUGUCGAGGCAGCUCCAGAAGAAAUGAUAGGAUUUGUUCUCCCCGGGCAACCCACGGGACUUUUACGUUUGCAAGCCAUGAUCAAGAAGAAAGAACAUGUCCGUCUAUUUUGGGGUCUUUUGUCAUCAUUCCAUAUCGAUGAUGUCAUAAUGGAGACCGAAGUACAAUCUGCGUUUUGGACAUUAUUCGAUAUAUACACAAAAUCAUAUCCUAUGUCGUCUGUUAAAAUACAUGCUUACGGAAUGUUGUGUAUUAUAUUCUGCCCGACGGAAUCCCGUAUUUUUAGUUAAACUACCAUUUCUCGAGUUUAUUUAGAUACCGAUAUCAAUGUUUGUUAAAAUCUGUCGCUCUGGACCUUCUACAAAAAAAAAACAUUAAAUGUCACAUUUUUUACACAUUAAAAA